Lactuca virosa is the source of this 1296-nucleotide messenger RNA. The record is from the annotation of a GenBank genome assembly. Lineage: Eukaryota; Viridiplantae; Streptophyta; Magnoliopsida; Asterales; Asteraceae.
AUGCCCUUCAGUCUAACGAAUGCCCCUGCCGCAUUCACGGACCUAAUGAAUCGAAUCUGCCGACCAUUCCUCGACAACUUUGUUAUUGUUUUCAUUGACGACAUUCUAGUUUAUUCUCGAAGCAAAGAAGAGCAUGGCCAACAUCUCCGAAAAAUCCUGGGAACCCUGCGAACUGAGAAGCUAUACGCAAAACUCUCCAAGUGUGAGUUCUGGCUCCGUAGCGUGAACUUUUUGGGUCAUGUUGUUAGUCAGGAAGGAAUACAUGUGGAUCCUUCUAAGGUCAAAGCCAUCGAAGGAUGGGCAGUCCCAGCAACACCCACAGAAAUUCGCCAAUUCUUAGGUCUAGCAGGUUACUACAGGAGGUUCAUUCAAAACUUCUCUAAGACUGCCAAGCCACUUACCUCGCUUACACAAAAGGGUGUACCCUUCAAAUGGACGGACAAACAAGAAGCUGCAUUCCGAACUCUGAAGCAAGCACUCUGCAGUGCCCCGGUACUAUCACUACCAGAGAGAACGGAAGAUUUUGUAGUCUACUGUGACGCGUCAAAUCAGGGUUUAGGUUGCGCUCUCAUGCAGCGUGGAAAGGUGAUAGCUUACGCGUCCCGGCAACUAAAGACACACGAAGUAAAUUAUACAACCCACGAUCUGGAAUUGGGAGCAGUGGUUUUCGCCCUGAAGAUUUGGAGGCACUACCUUUAUGGUACGAAGUGCACCAUCUUCACGGACCACAAGAGUCUCCAGCACAUCUUGAAUCAAAAAGAGCUGAAUAUGAGGCAACGAAGAUGGGUUGAACUAUUAAACGAUUAUAAGUGUGAAAUCAAGUACCACCCAGGCAAGGCUAACAUGGUAGCUGAUGCCUUGAGUCGGAAAGAGUACUCUAAUCGUCGUGUGAAAACUCUCUCAAUAACCAUCCAAUCACACCUAACAACUCAGAUCAGGGCAGCCCAGUCAGAUGCCAUAAACGCGGAAAACAGAACAAGCGAAGCGUUACGCGGAAUGGAGAAGAAUCUCGAGGUGAAAGAGGGUGGAGUAUAUUAUUUCAUGAACCGUAUUUGGGUCCCUAAACUUGGAGGAUUUAGGGAGGUAGUCAUGAAUGAAGCUCACAAGUCGCGAUACUCCAUCCAUCCGGGUUCGGACAAAAUGUACUUGAAUAUUAAACAACAUUAUUGGUGGCCUAACAUGAAGGCAGAGAUUGCCACCUAUGUUAGCAAAUGCCUUACUUGCGCCAAAGUAAAGGUGGAAUACCAGAAGCCCUCGGGGUUAUUACAGCAACCAGUAAUUCCCGAGUGGAAAUAG